AAAGAAAGAAACCCAGAUAUUGAUGCGCUGAAUUAGAGCAGAGAUGUUAAAGAAGCCACAGAAGAUCAGCAUGUUUAUAAAGAAGUGGUCGGAGCUUGAUUGGCGUCUUCUCCUCUUAGUCAUUGUUCCCCUUUCAUUUUUCUUUUUUCUUUUUUCAUUGUCGUCUACACAUAUCGCCUCUGUUGUCCCGCGCCAGUCUUUUAACUUCGGCAAAAACUCGUCGGAUGUUAAAAGUUCGCGUCCCCACAUGGCCGGCGGUGACCGGUGGAGGAUCGCGGUGUGCUUGGUUGGUGGAGCAAGGCGGUUCGAGCUGACGGGACCCUCCAUUGUGGAGAAGGUUCUUAAACGGUAUCCCAAUGCAGACCUUUUUUUGCAUUGUCCAAUGGACAAGAAUGCCUUCAAGUUAUCGCUUCUAAAAACUGCCCCUCGGCUCGCCACUGUUCGGAUAUUUGAGCAGAAACCAGUGCCGGAGACGGAGGAGCAAGUUCGCGUCCUCACGGCGGCCAACUCCCCUAGUGGUAUCCAGGGUCUCCUACAGUAUUUUAAUUUGGUGGAGGGAUGCAUCACGAUGAUCGAAUCACACCAAAAACAACACAAUUUCACGUAUGACUGGAUCGUUCGCACCAGAGUAGACGGUUACUGGAGUGCACCGUUACAUCCCAAAAAUUUCGUGGCAGGUCGAUACACCGUCCCUUCUGGCUCCGUAUACGGUGGCAUCAAUGAUCGCCUCGGUAUCGGCGAUUACUACACCUCCAAAGUGGCUCUCUCCCGACUUUCUCUCGUCCCCGAAAUCGACAAGGCAGGGUAUAGGCAACUGAACUCGGAAUCUGCCUUCAAAGCUCAACUCACCGCCCUGAACAUAUCGUAUAUUGAAAAUAGAUUGCCGUUUUGCGUCGUGACGGAUCGGACGUACGAGUUCCCCCCUGCCCAUUUGGGUGUGCCGGUGGCGGCUAUGUCGAGUCUGUGUCCACUGAGUGGUGCCAAAUGCAGGCCAUGCACUCCUGUUUGUAAAGACGGUUGCGUUGCCGACGUAAUGUCGUCGCUUGACAACAGAUGGAGCUGGACCGACUGGAGUAACGGGACUCUUGAGCUAUGCAAUGCUGAAGGCGGGUGGGAGAAGGGAUGGGAGAAGGUUUUCGAUAGAGUUGCGGGUAAAAAGCUCGGUCAGGAGAGGAAGCGAGUUAAUGGUUUGAAGUUCGAGGAAUGUGUUGGUGAUUUUAGGGACAUGAUGAGAAGGGCUGCCAAGUGGGAGGCGCCAGCGGCGGAGGAGAUUUGCGGAUUGGGGCUGGGGAUGACGCAAAAAUGAAUCUUUAAAAUCAAAGCUUAUUUAGUUUAGCUAGAGAGUAACUAAUUUCGGAAUUGUAAAUUCUUUUUUAAAUAAUU
Hibiscus syriacus is the source of this 1383-nucleotide messenger RNA. RefSeq lists its product as uncharacterized. The record is from RefSeq and is a predicted model, not a curated record. The transcript has 2 exons. The coding region runs from base 44 to 1306 and encodes 420 amino acids. Lineage: Eukaryota; Viridiplantae; Streptophyta; Magnoliopsida; Malvales; Malvaceae.